CAGCCAUAUUGUUUUCUGACGGAUCGAAUUAGAAGUGAAGAUUUUAUGCGGUUGAGAAACUACAUACUGGAUAGUUUUAAAACAGAAACUGUCCAGAAACAAGGUAUUUUUAAGAUUCUGCCGCAAUGGUUUCCCAUAGUUUUAAAGUUAGUUUUCAGUUCUGGGGAUCACCACUAUAAUUUUUCUUCUCAUGAUGGAUGAGCGACAUGUUGCUUGAUAUGUUUAGCAACCAAGAUCUAUUAACUUCGUUUGCAUGGUUGACCAAUUUUCUUGGCAAACUGUUUCAUCAAUCACUAUAAGUUGGCAAUGUUUGUUGCUGCGUAUAGGAAAAUAUGAAGCCCCUGAAUAAAACUUUUGACUCUGUCAUUGACAUUCUCAGGAUAGCCAGUGAAGGGCCUCUAAAACAUGUACUUUUUGUUAGAGACCUUCGGUUCAAAAGUAAUCAUUGGUUAUUUUUCUAUAUCAGGGAAUCUAGUUUUUAUGAUUUUUUUGGAAAUCUUCGUUGGACACCAUUUAGCAGUAGUGAUCUCUCUACAUUAAGUUAUUAUUUCCGGGACAGCUCUUUUAUAAGCAAAGUUCAUUAGUCUGUUGUGUAAUAAUAUUAAUUGCUCUGCCACAAUAUUGUAGGUAUGGCGGGCCGAAGCCAAAAGCGGAAGGCAAGUGCUAACCUCAAACCCGAGUUCGAUACCAUCUCACGAUUCGAAAAACGAUGCAGGAGGUGUAAACAAAUGGUAAAGACGUGUGGAAACACAACUAACCUAAAACAACACUUCCUGCGGAAACAUGAAGAAAUCUACCACCGCCUUCUUGAGGCUGCCCAGCAGGCUGAAAAUCCAGAUCCAGAUGAUCCAGAUGCACCUGAUGAGGUGCCUGAACAAGUUGAACCAGUAGCUGGCCCGAGCAGAGAAAGUGAUCCUCCUAGAGUUCCCAGCACAGUGACUCCUUCAAGACAAGUUCAGCAACCCAGCCAAGCAGGUACUUCAGCGAGAAAUCUUGGCCAGCCCACCAUGCCAGCCGAAGCGGAUCCUCAGAGAGUUCCAAGCACAGCGACUCCUUCAAGACAAUCACAGCAACCUAGCCGAGCGGGUACUCCAGCGAGAAACCUUAGCCAGCCCACCAUGCCAGCCACUUUCAAUACCAGCAACAGUUUCAAAAUAGGGGGCGCUCGAGAUAAACAGUUGGUGAACGCUCUUAUGUUUAUGAUUGCCAAAGAUAACGAACCUUUUAGAAUUGUCGAAAAAGAAGGUUUUCGUUAUUUCUGUUCAGUGGCUGUUCCACAAUUUCAAAUACCAGGUAAAACAAAAAUCACUUAUCUGAUGGAAAAAAAGUUCUCAGAACUAAAACCAUUAGUCAAAGAUACGUCAUUUAAAGAUAUUGACUAUAUCUGCAUUACAUUUGAUGUAUGGACAGAUACAAUGAACCAUAAAAGUUAUCUGGGCAUUACAGCUCAUUUUAUGGAAAAUGGUAAACUGGCUAGCUUAAUUUUAAAUACAGUACACCUGGAAGAAAGGCACCUAGGUGUAAAUAUAAAGAACAAAGUAGAAGAAACUUUUAAAGAUUGGGGGCUUAGAACCCUUCGGAUAGUCCUUGUUGUAACGGAUGGAGCUGCGAAUAUGGUGAAUGCUGCAAAUCUUUUGACCGGGAAAGAAGAUAAACAUCUACAUAGCAUUGCGCAUGUGCUUAAUCUUAUUGCUGAAGUGGUAUUAGCAAAUCCCUUCCUGGCACCGCUCCUAGCACCAGUGAAGGCCAUCAUCACAGCUUUUAUUCAAAGUUAUAUUCUUUCUGAUGAGCUAAGAGACGCCCAACCACCUGGUGAAGCCCUCAAACUCAUGCAGUCAGUGAUAACUCGAUGGAACUCAGAAUUCUAUAUGAUCCAAAGAUUUUUAAAAUUAAAAGACUAUAUCAGUGGUGUGCUUAUAAACCACCCUGACUCGGUACAGAUGAUUAGUGCAAGAAAAGUUAGCGAGCUCCAAGAGGUGAUGACGCUCUUGGAGCCUCUUGAGGAAAUGACCAGACAUUUAAGUGGUCUUCAUUAUGUUACGUGCUCAGCCGUAAUUCCAUUGGUAAACUGCCUCCGUGCCACAAUUCAACUGAAAAGACCUGAAUGAGCAGUAGCUAUUGCUGUGCAA
This is a messenger RNA of Bemisia tabaci, 2129 nucleotides long. NCBI's taxonomy places the organism in Eukaryota, Metazoa, Arthropoda, Insecta, Hemiptera, Aleyrodidae. The record is from RefSeq and is a predicted model, not a curated record.